GGCACGUGAUCGUUCUAUUACUCGGGGAUCGCUUGGCUGGGUCUAGAGCGGUGUGAACUACGCUCUUGCUACCCAUAGUGCAGCGCGAAGCAGACAUGGCUGGCGUACUGAAGAAGACCACUGGCUUAGUUGGAUUGGCUGUUGCCCAAAAUCCUCAUGAACGCUUGAGAAUAUUAUAUACAAAAAUUCUUGCUGCGCUGCAGACCAUUCCAACGGAUGCCGCCUACCGGAAAUAUACAGAACAAAUUGUAAAAGACAGAUUUAAUGCCGUAAAAGCGGAAAGCAAUGUUGAGAAACUGGAGGAGAAGAUUAACUGUGGCCAAAUAGAAGAAGUCAUUGUACAGGCAGAAAAUGAACUGUAUCUGGCAAGAAAAAUGGCAGAGUGGAAGCCUUGGGAGCCCCUUAUUGAAGAACCUCCUGCAAAUCAGUGGAAAUGGCCAAUCUAGGAACUCUGUUACCUGUACAUAUUUGUGUAUACAUUGGGGAGAGGAGACAU
Molecule: messenger RNA, 496 nt
Organism: Bufo gargarizans (Asiatic toad)
Lineage: Eukaryota; Metazoa; Chordata; Amphibia; Anura; Bufonidae
Gene: NDUFA5
Product: NADH:ubiquinone oxidoreductase subunit A5
Exons: 5
Coding region: 96-446 (116 amino acids)
Biological process (GO): respiratory electron transport chain
Source: RefSeq, a predicted model, not a curated record